AUGACGGUUUUCAUUGCCUCGCUGUAUGUAACAUCUCCCGCUUCUCGCUCAGCACCACCUCACAUCCAGCCAUCCAGUUUUCUCCCAUACACCAUUGACUUCGAAUAUUCCGGUCGGAUUGGCAGGCGUCAGCGGAAACCUUCACCCAGCUAUUCUGCUGUGGACAACUCAGGCCUCGGCCCUAUAGAUGGGCGACAGCCCGAUCCUCGGCGCAAGCUUCGCCUCAGAUCUAGCAGCUUGUCACUGACCCCCGGAGCGACAACUGAUGAUGAGAAGAUCUUCAAGGGCUACGACUCACAAUCCGCAGGCGAAAUCCUCACAGCCGAUGAUCCAGUCGGACCCGGGCCCAAUGAGCCUCGGGCUGUACCAUGGGGCCACAGUCGCAAAUUCAACCAGCCCCGUUCAAAGGCAACAUUUUCCCCCCAGCCAUCUAUUCUAAGUCGUCCAUGCUCACACCAGGAGUCCCGAGACUCUUUCCUAGAUGGCGCGCCCGGUAUUAUGAGCAAGCCUCCAUUUGGAAGCCCUCGGGCACUUCUGGCGGAUGAUGAUUGGGCUGUCAAGGCUGCUGAACAAGGUCACGGUGGUCUUCAGAAUGCCAUCCAUGCCGCAGAGGAGGCGGGCAUCUUGCAGGAUAAAAUGUGGGUAGGAACACUGGGCAUGCCAACCGAUUCCCUCAAGCCGAAGACUCGGAAGAUCAUCGAGGAAACCCUAAGAGAAGAAUUUGAAUCGCUAAGCGUAUUCGUCAGCGACAGUGAGUUCGAAGGUCAUUAUGCCCAUUUUUGUCGAGCCGUACUUUGGCCUGCUCUGAAUUAUCAGAUGCAAGAGAGUCCUCGACACACGGAGUAUGAUGAUUACUCUUGGAGGCAGUAUCUCCGGGUCAACGAGGCGUUUGCUGAUACGAUAGCAAGUAACUGGCGGCCUGGAGACUGCAUCUGGAUACAUGACUAUCACCUACUAACCCUACCCGGUUUGCUGAGAAAGAGAUUGCCCACCGCGGAGAUCGGAUUCUUCUUGCAUGCGGCAUUCCCUUCCUCGGAAGUCUUCCGCUGCUUGAAUUCCCGGGAGGCCCUAUUAGAUGGACUUCUUGGUGCAGAUCUAAUUGGGUUCCAAACAGAGGAAUACUGUCAUCAUUUUCUUCAUUCUUGCAGUCGGCUUCGGAGACUGGAGGUUUCGGCCAAUGGAGUUCAAGUCAAUAACCGCUUUGUGCAUGUCAAGAGCCAACCGCUAGGUAUCGACUAUGAGUCUCUUAAUCUGCUGCGUCAGUCCAUCGAAGUCAAGGCUUGGAUUUCGAGUAUUGCUCAGAGGUACAAGGGAAACAUUUGA
Penicillium cosmopolitanum is the source of this 1323-nucleotide messenger RNA. Its product is annotated as alpha-trehalose phosphate synthase subunit. Gene Ontology annotation, molecular function: catalytic activity. Gene Ontology annotation, cellular component: alpha,alpha-trehalose-phosphate synthase complex (UDP-forming); cytosol. The record is from RefSeq and is a predicted model, not a curated record. The coding region runs from base 1 to 1323 and encodes 440 amino acids. Gene Ontology annotation, biological process: trehalose biosynthetic process. NCBI's taxonomy places the organism in Eukaryota, Fungi, Ascomycota, Eurotiomycetes, Eurotiales, Aspergillaceae. The transcript has a single exon.